GCUGCUUCAUGUAUUUCGCAUCGAGAAAUUCGAGAAUAAGAUUGAAGAUGGUCAUCUCUGUUUAUCUGGCAACUGCGCACAUGCAUCUUCGCUUUUCUGAUUGCGCCAGCGCAGAAUAUUUUCUUCCAUGAAAAAAGCAAUUUGACCGGAAAAUACUUUAGAUAAUUUGUCUAUUUUUGCGAAUCUUGCAACGAUUUGUGGUCUAUUCAAGUGUCCAGUCAGAUUCAAGCAGUGAAUUAGAAAUUGAUACAGAAUAAUACUCUCGUAGAAAAUUAGGUGCCACGGACGAGUGAAUAUUCAAACAAAAAAAUGAAAAGUAAUUUUCUGUGUGUGUCUCAUGCUGCAUUUUCACUGUCACUAUUACGUCGACAUGUGCACACCGUGCGUUUUAUCGAUCAAAAAGCUCAUUGAGAUAACGAAUUAGUUUUGAGGUUAGGAAGUGUUUGUUCAUCGCUUUCCAUGAGUUCCAUACCAUCAGUCUCACGCGAAGUGCAUCGGCGGCGGGCAUUAUUGGAGGAAUUCCAAAAUGUAGGCUGAAAGAGGUGCAAAACUACUCGUCAACCUUGAGCGGAACCGCCGUAGGGAGAAAAGGGAAAAAAAAUAAAAUAAAGACCGUGCACUGUCGAGAAAAGUGAGAGGAGAAAAAGAAAUGGAUCUAAGUUUCGACUAUCGACGUUACUGAGUGUCUCCGUUGCAAUAUUUUCUUGAUCCUAAGUAUUGUCGUCCAAAGAUGGAGGAAAUUAGAGAAAAGAAAUUUCUGUGCCGGAGACGCUGCACUAUUGCACAAUCGCUAAAAGCAAAAGAUGAACGGACGGCUACCGUCAAAAAGGUGCGACAAGUUACAGCGAUAUUACAAAAAUCAGAGAUCAAUAGGACUCCCGAAGAAUGUGAAUUACUUGACUCCUGCCGUGAUAUUGUUAAAGAAAUUACCCGAAGGCAAGAGAAAAGGAACAGAGUGAAAGCUAGACUGGAAGAAGUUGAAGACCAGCCAGAUAUAUUGGAAGAAAAAUGCAUAAGACUUGCUGCAGCUAUCAGUCGAGCAACAUCAUUGGCUGUAUACACAGGUGCUGGUAUCAGUACAGCUGCUUCGAUACCAGAUUAUCGAGGAACAAAUGGAGUUUGGACCAGGUUACAACAAGGCAAAGAUAUAGGAAAUCAUGAUCUGAGUCAAGCAGAGCCAACGCUGACUCACAUGGCCUUAUAUGCACUUUACAAAGCGAGAAUCCUAAAGCACAUAGUGUCUCAAAACUGCGAUGGUUUACAUUUGAGGAGCGGGAUUCCUCGUAGUUUACUUUCAGAAGUUCACGGCAAUAUGUACGUCGAGGUUUGUCGUAAUUGCAAGCCAUCACGAGAAUACUGGAGGCUAUUCGACGUGACGGAAAAAACAGCGAGGUAUGCUCACGCAACUGGGCGUACUUGUCACAAGUGUCAUUCUUCUCUGCAAGACUCGAUUGUUCACUUUGGCGAGAGAGGUAAUUUGCUUUGGCCGAUCAAUUGGAACGGAGCAAGCAGAGCGGCUAAACAAGCGGAUGUGAUACUUUGUCUUGGAUCGAGUCUCAAGGUCCUCAAAAAAUAUCCUUGGCUUUGGCAAAUGGACAAACCGGUGUCUAAAAGACCGCAACUGUAUAUUGUGAAUCUUCAAUGGACACCAAAGGACGAUAGCGCGGUGCUUAAAAUAAAUGGCAAAUGCGACGAGGUGAUGAAAAUAGUUAUGUCUCAUUUGGGAAUUGAUAUACCAAACUAUAAUAGAGCGAAAGAUCCAAUUUUUUAUCACGCUAUCAAAUUGGCGACCAGUGAAAUGUCGACAACUUCAAAUCCUAGCCUCGAAGCGCCGACAACGCUCAAGGAUGAUGAAACGGAAGGAGAUGUGAAAAAGGAAAAUAUUGUAGACAAAAUGGAAAAUUAUGACGGUAGCAAUGAUAUUGAAGUAAUAAAAGAAAUGCCAAAAAAUAACGGCGGUAAUAAUCUACCCGUAGAUUUGAUGGAUAACAAUGAGAUGGUUAACGAAGAAGCAUCUGAAAAAGUUGAACAAGAGUAUGAAGCGCAAAUAACAAUUCAAGAGCCAAUAACAGCGUAUCCAGCUCCUUUCUUUACUGCUUUGCCAUUCAUCUCAAUGGGUUUGCCUUUUCCUCCUAUAUAUAUGUACCCUCUCACGCCAAUAUUUUAUUAUCCUUUCAUUCAAAUGCCCUCAAAUGCCAUCGCCAAGGAAGACUGCCCGCCUAAACCAAAGCCCGCUUGUACAUUCUGCAUGGAGUACGAAGGUUCUCUCACCUGUUUGUAUUAUCAGCAUAAUUGUGACGUAGAUGACAAUACGGAUAUGACGGAUUCGUUUCCCAACUCGGAGCCGUCAGAUGAUAACGAACUACAGAACGGUAAUGAUAGCGAAAUACAAGAUGGUAACGAUAAGGAAAUGGUCACCGAUGAGAAUGUGCCUACCAUUGUUGCCGCUAAAAAUCCUGGAUGGUUUGGUAAAGGAUAUCGCAAGGGUAUCAAGCGAAAGCGGUAGCAUUUGAUAAUUUAUAAUUUACUUUGUUGGUUCCUUUAUACCCUUAGCGUAGUUAUUCUCUUGAAGUUUGCAAUGUCGUUACUUACGAAUCGCAUCAGGGUCAACUUAGAAUACGUUCAAGACUUCUAGAUUGUACCUAUAAUCAUUUUAAGAUGCAGAAUCUUCUAAUUUAGAUUAGAAGUGUAACCGAAACUGAAAUUAGAGUGUGUAUUCGUAUGUUGUUUCGUUAAGGCUAGUGUGCGGUACAAUCGUCUUAAAAGUAAUUCAUCUUUCAUAAUAAAUUCUUUUUUUGCUAGAUAGACUCAAUUCAAUCUAUUCAAGAAAAUAAAAAAUUGAUUUUAUUGUUUUGAAAUAGACAGAAGUAAAUUAAACAGAAAUGAGAAUGAUAUUUUUGAAGAAUAUAUAAGCAACCUAAAUACUCUAUUCUAAGUAUUGGAAUGUAGAUAAGGAACAUAAAAUAUCAAUGAUUCAAUGUUAAUGGUUUAGCCAUUAAAACAUGACAAAAGGCGAGAACCUCAGUAUUAGUACGAAUUUAAUCAAAAUAUUGCAUCACAGCAAUUUAUUAAUCAGCUUUCUGCUUAGUAAAUUAAUUUAUUUCAACGUGAGAUCUUUACGUCUCAAUAUGAAUAAUAUCCGGCGUUAUAUAUUCGCCAAGGCUUAACAAGAAACUUAUAGCAAUAUUUCAACUGUGAAAUUAAACUUGUAGCCAAUCCUACUGAAGAUAAACCACAACUUUUCUGUUUUAUCUAUUUUGUUUCUCUUUGAUUUAUUCUCAAUUUCACUAAAAGGUUUUGGGCAAAUAAUUCAGUUUGGAAUAUUAAAUUAAAUGAUUUAAACCGAGGAAAAAUUGGACAAACUGAUAUAGAAUUUUUUUUUUUUAUAAUUAAUGUAUAUUUUUGGACACUUUUUAAAUGAUAGAGGUAAUAUAAUUUAUAUUUUCAAAAAAAUUUUCUAAGUCAUAUUGUAAAACCUAGAGGUAGAAAUUGUUUUGCUAGAAUUUUUUUCAAAGUAGAGGCUAUCUCGUAAUAUAUUUGUAAAUUAACGAAGCAUUAUUAGAAGAUAAAAAAGAAAACAGUGCUCCCGAGUAGAAUUACGCAGCUACGCGUUUCACUGGAUCGAGUGAACUAAUAAAAGCAUAAUAACUGAUUAAUCAUUGGGUUGUAAUAUUCCAUAAAAUGUGUGACAUUUGGAAAAUUAUUUUUUGUUUUGUAAUAUAAAAUAUCAAUGUUUUUUGUAUAGCUGAUUUGGACUAAAAAUUCUUUUCAUAACGAUUACUUAAAACAUCCAUUUUCAUAAGUUUAUACAUCUGAAGUAAGUGUGAACUUGUAAGCAACAUUUUUUAUUAUGUGUGCGAAUUAAAUAUUUUAUAAUCAGAAUUUGUAAAUAUGCAAAUUUCUUUCUUUUGUAUUCUUCCUUAAGGUAACAAUCAAUCAUAAUGUCUUGCAUAUUUUGU
Messenger RNA from Phymastichus coffea, 3959 nucleotides. RefSeq names its product NAD-dependent protein deacetylase sirtuin-7 (gene Sirt7). The record is from RefSeq and is a predicted model, not a curated record. Lineage: Eukaryota; Metazoa; Arthropoda; Insecta; Hymenoptera; Eulophidae. Gene Ontology annotation, molecular function: NAD+ binding. The transcript has 6 exons. The coding region runs from base 731 to 2506 and encodes 591 amino acids.